AUGCCUGCCGCUGUCAUUUCCGCCGUAUCAAACCUUAUCACAUCGCCGUUUCCAGGCGUCCAUCUGAGCGUUGUCAACCGCCACGGCACGUGUUGGACGAUCAUCUGGGCACGCCGCAAAGAAGACCCUUCCGGGCUGCCAUAUCUGAUGCUCGUGCAUGCGGAAAUACUACGAUAUCAGCUGCUGGAGACGCAGGAUCUCGAUCUGAAAGCAGGGAUUGGUGCUCGUUUCGCAUCUCUACAUCCCUGGUUCAUUGUCAUGCAUCGUUCUCCCGUCUAA
Parastagonospora nodorum SN15 is the source of this 279-nucleotide messenger RNA. RefSeq lists its product as hypothetical. The transcript is spliced from 2 exons. Bases 1 to 279 code for a protein of 92 amino acids. NCBI's taxonomy places the organism in Eukaryota, Fungi, Ascomycota, Dothideomycetes, Pleosporales, Phaeosphaeriaceae. The record is from RefSeq and is a predicted model, not a curated record.